Molecule: messenger RNA, 6528 nt
Organism: Cladocopium goreaui
Lineage: Eukaryota; Dinophyceae; Suessiales; Symbiodiniaceae
Source: the annotation of a GenBank genome assembly
AUGAUGCAUGAAGCUGCCGUGCUUCUCAAUGUGGAUGAUCAUGCACUUCUUGGGCUCAUCGAUGUCGCUAUGCCACUUUCUGAUCUUCCACAUGGUGUGAUCCCGUUGAUUGCCCAUAUUGAAGGUGACCUUGAUCCUGGUGAACCACGUCACCUUGGCUUAGCUGAUUUAGAGAUCCAUGCGAAUAUCCAUGAGGGGCAUUAUUUUACGGCGCCUGUUGUUGACAGGGCGGUCUAUGCUUUCCCCAUCGUUGCCGAUCGGCGUGCCAUUUUCCAAACUGUUGACGUUGAGACAUUUUGUCGGAUGGAACAGUCUCGAUGUUUGGUGUUCCACAACAGGCAAGCCAUUGUGACGCUAGGGAAUCCUCGUGUUCACAUACAACCUGGGGAUCACUUUCGAAUUGUUAUUCCCCCACCCAUCACGUGUGAAUGGUCUACCCAACGUUUGCUGCAGUUUUAUCGCCAGCUGGAUGAUGACGACUUUCUUGCAUCUUCUGGUUCGUCACCAAGAUCUGGGUAUUCCCCUAGCCUUGUAUCUUCUGAAGAACUUCGCCAGCAACUUGGGAUUGAGCGACAUGAGGGCACUAUGCUAUUGCAGGUUGCGUCUACAUGGCAGUCCAACGAAUUGAGCCAUGGCACACCACAAUCUGCUUGCCGACCAUUUGCUCCCUUCCAGAGCUUGCAGUCUGGGGAGCUUGAGACCUCCAACACUUCUGUUGAAAGUGUUGAUUCUGACCGUGAUCUUUCCACUGAACGAUGGAGUUUCACUGAUGAAUUUCUCCGUGCUGUGAGGCUCAUGCAAGAUACGGUUGAUGCUAUUCAUGAGCACGCUGUUGAUGAGGUGGAUCUACAAGGUUAUGCACCUUGGGUUCAAGACCUACAUGAAAUUUGGACAAGGAUGGCAACCUUGGGGCCAGGCGGGGUGGAGAUGCUGGGCAGAUUGGAAACCUGGUUCACUGACCAUUGGGCGUAUCAAAGGUGCUACAAUUCCAGGGUGGCAGUGCUGGGACCAGAUUUUGAAAACUGGGAAUUCCAACUCAAGCGCUUGUGGCGUGAACGAGUUCUUCCUGAAGCAGUCAUUGAGUUUCAUCUUAUUUACCCCCCACCGGAUGACCGUGCCGAACAAACUAUCGGGCAGCUUAUGAUCGUUCAGCGGCCUGCUGCCUUCCAGAGAUCGGUCCUGGUUUCGAUUUACGAUUCAGCGUACGAUCAAGGGCGUGCGCGCUCCAUGGCUCUGGUGUUGGGUGACCGCAUAGACAUGUUGUCUGUGCAAACCAUGUUGCAGGCUGGUGAAGAUUGUCCGCCGGAGGUACCGCAGAAUGUGUGUGCCCUUUUCUUCGGCAAUCGACAAUUUCAACCACAUGAACGUGCAUUUGCUCGACAUGGGCAUGCGUUUAGGUUUCUUAUUCACAGACGCCUGCCGGCCGAGAUGCGCAACCUUUUGGACCUUGGAGAUCAUGACCUGCGUCAGCAGCUUCAAAUUAUGAUUGGGAAUGUGCCCACGGAUCCCCGUGUGGAUCUUUUCCUUUCUGCACCAGAAUGGUUCCAUGCAUUGCAACGUCAGUUCGCAGAACGGGCAUGUACUGAACGUGAAGAUGAAGGACCAGUUGCCUACGUGACAACAUGGCAGGUGAAUGGACAUCGUUUUCCAAGAUGCCAGAUUUCACGGGUGGUCCGACUUCGCUCAGACGUUACUGCUUGGCAACGAUCCCUCUCUGAUGCAUGGCGGGAUCGUCUUGACUCCAGGUCUGGUCAUGCCUCGGUCCUCCUUUCUGGUAUUGCUCAUGUUGCUCAUCAAGAUGACUUUUUUCAUACAGCUCUGCAUUUGCCUGAACGUCAGACUGCCGAAAAUGUCAUUGAUUUGCUACCUGUUCCGUCGCACCUGCGGGACUUUCCUUCACAGAUCCGUGUGGGGACUGAGAUCCUUGCUCCUGCUUCAACACGUCGAUUGGAAUCUGGUGACAAUGUGGUUGUUGAGAUUGAGGUCGAGGUUCCAUUCAGGGAUGAACCCCAAUUUAGUUCAGCUACGAGUAGUCACAGCCUGUUACAGUUGCAUGCUUUGAAACUUUCCAAGGUUGUGCCACCGCCUGCUGACCUCUCUGUUCCACGUAUUGAUGAUGCCAAACAACCCAAGGAACUUACCUUAGCUGACAAACUUGAUGCUCCGGUUUGGACGUUUGUGGACUGUUCCUCUCUUGCGCGUCUUCAUUUACAACUUGUGGAACCGUUGCUUGGACUUGCUCCCUUUGACUUGUCACAUGUCAAAUGCACACCAUGUACCCUGGAUGCCUUGGCCCACAUGCCUUGUUGGGUGUCGGAACAGCCCCUUGGUUUUCAAUUUUACACUGAUGGAGCUUUUCGCCGGUCCCUCAGCAAGGCUGCAGCAGGAGUUGUCCUGAUCGUUGACACGAAUGGUGGACCAAGAUUUGGUGGCUUUCAUGCGGCCGUUUGCUUGUCCACACCGUCAGCGCCUCGAGCGGAAGCUUCGGCAAUGUUGCUAGCCAUCUAUUGGGCUUGUCAGCUUGUGAGUUCCCAGGGCUUCCAUCACGCUGCAUUUGGAUUUUACUUUGACAAUUUGUAUGCCGGUGCUGCGGCACAGGGGCGCUGUGCCUCCAAGCUCAAUUCAGAUCUUACGACUCCGCUAAGGUCGUUAUCUUUGUGGCUUGAACAGAUGGUUUCUACAAAGUUGAAUUGGGCGCACAUCAAAGGACAUUCAGAUCAUCCAUGGAACGAUCUUGCUGAUGCGGUAGGUUACAGUGUUCUUGAUUCUGGCCACACUACUGCGGAUGUGGCAUCGAUUGUUUCCAGAUGUACUGCCAAUGAUUCCGAUCAUGACUCCUUGCAGUGGCUUUGGCUUUACGAACGGUCGCUUCGAGGAGAUUCACAAGCACCAGUUUUACAUGGUAAUCAGUGGCGCUUCAAUAUUGCCGCGCCGGCUACUACGGCUCCUGAAGUCCAUCUUCAACCCUUUGAGUUGCGUAGGGCUAGGCAAAUUGAUGGUGGCAUUGAUGAUGACUUUGUCUGCCUGCGAGUUGCCACAGCAAAUGUCCUCACUCUCUUCCCACAGACCGAUCAUGCUGCCUCAUUUCUGGGAGCUAGAGCUGAACACCUUGCUGGACAAUUUCAAUCUGAAAACCUGCAGUGCAUUGGCUUACAGGAGACGAGAUGUAGUCUUUCAGGCCACUCUAUGAUGGGGAACUAUCACAUUUUGUCCGCCAGCGCUACGACCAAAGGACAUGGCGGUCUUCAAUUUUGGAUUUCCAAAGCCAUCACUGUUCGGAACAUGACCUUGUGUAUUUCUCAUGAGCAUCUUCGCAUUCUCUACGGGGAUGACCGUCGGCUUAUUGUGCGGUUUCACCAUCCACAACUUUCUCUUCUGUUCAUUGUCCUUCAUGCUCCUUGCAGUGAUGAUGAAUCUGAGAUGGCACGAUGGUGGGCUCGUACCAGUGAUGCUAUUUCCCCUAGUUAUAACUCUUGGACAUGGGUCAUGCUUUGUGAUGCUAAUGGACGUGUUGGCUCUAUUCCUUCGAGGGCCAUCGGGAGUUUUGGUGCUGAUGAAGAAAACAUGAGAGGGGCCCUUUUUCAUGAUUGGAUGGCACAACAUUGCCUUUAUGCUCCACAAACGUUUUCUACCACUCACAUUGGACCACACUCCACAUGGACGCAUGCGGAAGGGAAGCAAGCCCGCCUUGAUUUCAUUGGGCUCUCCGACAACAUCAAAGAGGAAUGUGUCACUUCAUGGGUCAGCCAGGAGAUUGACCUUUCAAUUCUUCGUCCUGAUCAUUCAUGCGUUUGUGCGGCGGUAUGGUUUUCUCUUUCCAAACGUCAGAAAUCGGCACAUCACCCUGAUGUCCAUGAUGAAAACGGUGAUGACCCUACCUGGCAAUGUGAUGUUCAUACGCAUGCUGCGAAGCUUCAACGGCGUUUGAAAUUGGACCUCCACCCAUCAGCGCCUAUGCGGCGAAGGAAACAACACCUCUCCUCGGAGACCUUUGAUUUGAUUCGGAUGAAGAAACGUGCCUUCAAGGCUGUCAGGGUAGCCGCCAUCGAUGCUCGUCGUCAUCGUCUUCGUAUUUGCUUUCAAGCUUGGCAAACCUCCUCACGUGAAAGCCAAUUGGAGCUGCCUAGCACAUUUACGUGCGACAUGAGAUUGGCCAUUUUGCGUGAAGAUUACCGGUUUGCCUCACUCCGGGUUUCUUCUGCUGUUCGGACAGAUGACCGCCACUUUUUUGAAGCACUUGCUGAGCAGACGGGGCAGGUUGCUGAGCGUGGUUUUCAUAGGAUUUGGGAUGCCAUCAAACCUUUGCUUCCACGCGCCAAGAACAAGAGGAAGAGCAACCUGCGAUGUUGUGGGCCCACUGCACAACAACAGGCUGAACAUUUUUGUCGCCUUGAAGCAGGUCAGAUCUCUGACUUUAGUUCCCUUGUUGCGGACUGUCACACCUCUCAAGCUGCCCGACUGCAUGAGCAACCUUUGUACAUGCAUCUUUCACAGUUGCCUUCGCGCAUCAACGUGGAAGACAAGCUGCAACAGCUCUCCGUCAACAAGGCUCCAGGAGUUGACGGGCUUUUGCCCGAAUGGAUUCGGCAAAGUGGCCCACAGAUUGCUGAACCUCUACUUCAUCUUUUUAUGAAGAUGUGGCUGACCGGCUUUGAGCCGAUUCAGUUUAAAGGAGGGUUGCUCCAUUGCAUAGCAAAGAAAAUUGGCGGCCGGGAUGUGGAAAACAUGCGUGGUAUCAUGGUCAUUGACAUUAUCGGCAAAGUUGCUCACUCCAUGUUACGGCAGGGGUUUCUACCGGCCUUGCAACGGUGGCGGCUUCCCCUUCAGAUUGGCGGUUUCCCGCGUUGCACCACUCUCUUUGCAACUCACUAUUUGAAAUCAUUUAAUGCCAAGGCCAAGGAGAUGAAGCUUUCGUCGGCAGUGUUGUUCAUUGAUGUGAAAAGUGCUUUCCAUUGCAUGAUCCGGCAGAUUGUUUUCGGCAUGGAUGCGGAACUGCCCACACAUCUUCGGCUUUUACUGCAAGAACAAGGAUGUGAUGUCGACCAGCUUCUGUGUGAUUUGGAGCACACUUCAAUACCCUUCCAGGAGGAUGUUCCCAUUGUCAUUCGGAGGCUAUUGCAGGAUGCCCAUACCUUUACUUGGUUUGGCCUUGUUGGUUCCAAUGAUGCAUUUUGCACUGCGCGUGGUAGUCGCCCAGGUUCUCCACUUGCUGAUGUAGCAUUUAAUGCACUCAUGACCAAGGUCCUGGUGAUGCUUACUGAUUCACUUGCUGCAAUCCCGUUGUUGCAAGCUGGCAUGCAGUUGAUGGGCAUGGAAGCCCCUCCAGUGGCUUGGGUGGACGAUGUUGCCAUACCGAUUGUGGCACCACAUGGGGAACAAUUGGAAGCUGCCAUUGAUCAGGUAGUUCAGGCGACUCAUGGCUCCUUUCUCCGUUUUGGCCUUGAAUUGAAUUUCAAAGCGAAGAAGACAGAAGUUGUGGUUUCGUUCCGCAAUCAGAAGGCUCCCCAGUUGCGUCAAUCCUUGCUGGUUGAGAGAUUAGGACAACUUUUCAUUUCUUCCUUAGACCUGCGUCUGCGAUGUGUUGCCUCCUAUGAGCAUUUAGGCACUGUGUUCGCAGCUGAUGGCACUUUGCAGCAAGAAGUUUCGCAUCGCAAAACUAAAGCCAUCCAAGCAUUCCGUGUAGUGGGCAAGUCUGUUCUGAAGAAUCGACAUGUUUCCGUGGUUGCCAGGUUGAAACUGUUUGAAAGCCUUAUUAUUCCAGUUUUGCUGCAUGGUGCUGGGAACUGGGAUCUCCUACCUGCGCGUGCCUUUCAAAGCCUACAUGCACAAAUUAUUGGUUGGCAAAGGAGAAUCAUCAAUGAUGGCUGUUGGACUGAGAAUCAACAUUCCGAUUUCGAGCUCCAAUGCCUGUGGAAGCUUCCUCCUCUUGCGCUCCGUCUGGCCAAGGCUAGACUAUUGUACGCAUUUCACUGUUUCAAUGAAGGGCCGCAGAUCCUGAUUGACUUUGUGACAUCAGUUUCCCAUCUUUCUCAUGGUUGGUUUGAAGGGCUUAGGCGGGCCCUUGCCUGGCUUGCGGAUAUGGAUGGGGAAUUUUGCGCACCUGGAUUGUCUCAAGCCUCUGUUGAGCAGAUUGUGGAAUGGUGUACUUCGAAACGUGAUUCAGGGCCUUUGACCGUCAAACGGCUUUUCCGACGAUGUGUCAUGCAGUUUCAUGUGGUUGGUGAUGUGGUCUCUUUGCACAAACAACUUAGGACUACCUUUUCUGCUGGCGGUGUUAUUUUCGGUGAUGUGCUUGCACCUCCGGCACAUCCACAUGACUGCCUUCUUUGCUGUGAUUGGUGUCCAUUGCAAUUUGACAGUCAACAGAAGUUGCAUGCCCACCUUUGGACUGCUCAUCAACGGAUGAACGAAAAUUUGUUUUCACUGACACGUGUCAAGCAUGUCACAAGUGUUUUUGGACGGCAGCCAGAUUGCAGCAACACCUCAGGCUGUCGAGAAGGCAGCCUAAUGGAUGCUAUGAGCAAUUGA